Molecule: messenger RNA, 1934 nt
Organism: Cryptomeria japonica (Japanese cedar)
Lineage: Eukaryota; Viridiplantae; Streptophyta; Pinopsida; Cupressales; Cupressaceae
Exons: 8
Coding region: 159-1934 (591 amino acids)
Biological process (GO): single strand break repair
Cellular component (GO): nucleus
Molecular function (GO): damaged DNA binding
Source: RefSeq, a predicted model, not a curated record
UUUGUCGGUCAAGUAAUUUCUUCUCCUCUACGAUACAACCAAAAAAUUUCUUCAACCUUCGUGUGUAAUUUGAAAAUAGGAAUAGGUGUUUGUUUUUGAAAUUUGUAAGUCUGUGAAUAAGAAAUAGUGAUGAGAGCGACAUGAUAUAAAAUUCUGCAAUGGGUGGAGAAUGGAAAGUGCAGUCAUGUUCAUCAGAGUCGCCUGUACACAAGGCAGACAAUGUAGUGCGAGAAGAACUUUACAGAAUUUGGCAGACCGAGGAACCUUCAGAGGAAGCAUGGUUGGUUCUUGAAACAGACCCUCCAAAGCCUAUUGAGCGGGUGGAAAUAGUGAAUGCAGGGGCGUCUCUUAUAGAGCUUUAUGGCUUGCCUGAAGAUAGGUCUGAAGAAGAAUUAUUAUUAUCCACACAGCAGGUGAUGACACUUAAGGAUCUUACCAACAAGACUAAUAGGACCAGGAGUUUUACCUAUACCAUUCCCCAAAAACUUUCUCCCAUUGCUGCAGAAAAGAGGUGGAAACAGCUACGCAUUAUAUGUCACCAGCCAUUUGGUACUAAAGAACAUAGAGCAUGCAUUGGGUUGUCAAGAAUAGAUGUAAUUUCUUGCAACACUGAGGCCAACAGUUUGCAACCUAUUGGUGAAACUUCUAUGCCACAAGAGGUAAGGAAACUGAAAGAGUGCUCCACUGAUAAGCAACCUGGAGUGAAUAGCAGUGAUUCUUCAGUAACUUGCAGUACUAAUGAGCGAUUAAUUGAUUACAAAAAUGGCAAAGGGGAUGUUAAAAAGCGGAAGCUCCCAGUUUGGAAUGUUACCACCAAGAACUCUGCAGAAGAUUCUAAUGGAUUCUCUGGGGGUGAUGCUGGUCCAAGUGAAGAGAGGAAGAUUAAACAAAUAUCAGAAAAUUCAGAAGGCAAUGCAAAAAAUGCUACAGGUGACCAUACUGGAAAGGGUGCACGUAUUGAAUCUAAAGACAAUAUUCUGUCGAGAGAUAGCAAAAUUAAUAGUAGUUCUCCAAAGACUACUGUGCAAGAGAAAAAACAAAAAAUAUCAAGUAAUAUGAAAGACCCUACAAGUAAUGUGAUUGCAGCCAGUUCUAGUCAUGGUCCCAUUUUGUCUGGUUCUAGUGAAGUAGACAAAAAAGAAGAUCGAAGUCAAAGUAAACCAGAUCGUGGAUCGUUUUCAGCCCUUUUGGAUGGUGUGGUCUUUGCCAUGUCUGGUUUGGUGAAUCCUGAACGAGGGAAUUUACGAUCACAAGGCCUGCAGAUGGGCGCAGAAUAUCAACCUGAUUGGAAUUCUAAUUGCACUCUUCUUGCUUGUGCCUUCCCAAAUACUCCCAAGUUUAUGCAGGUGAAGGGGGAUGGUGGAACUAUUGUUUCCAAGGGCAAAGCAGGGAGUGAUCUAGCAAGUGGACAUUGCAAAUGGUAUCGGAGCAUGAUCCUGCAACCUUGCAGGGAGUGGAUCUCUGAAUGUUACAAGAAAAGGAAGCUUGUUGAUAUUGAUCCUUACCUUAUGCACGUGGGCAAGCCAUGGAGGAAAUUGCAACCCGUAAAUGUCAGUCCAGUCAGUCCUAUUAAUGAACCAGACCAAAUGAAGAAGAAACCACCAUUGCAUGGAAAAACUAUCAGCGCUAGGAUCAAUAAGAAAGCAAAAGGCAUGGGUGAAAUCAGCAGCGAGAAACCGGAUAUCAAUCCUUCAGAGGUACAGAAAUGGGUGGUUGAAGAUUUUAAUGCCACAGUGUCCUGGUUAGAAAAUUUACCAGAGAAGGUCGAAGGCAUCGUCGAGAAAAAAACAGGAGAAAUCUUGAAACACAAAUCGAGGAAGGAUCGCAAGCGAAGCUGGAAGCUGGAGGACAAAAGAUGCAGAAGUGCAAGAUUAGAACCGAGCAUUGGGAAGCGUGCCGCUGAACAAGAAGCUAAAGUCCACCACCAGGACUAA